GGAGCUGAUUGAUUAUGAUUCAUCUUAAUGUGGGUUUUGAUUUUGAAUUUGGAAUGCCAAAGAACUCUUAGAAGAAAAAGCAUGGCUGCUGCUGUAUUUAACCAAAGCAUUGGGGCUUCUCAGUCCCUUGGGCAUUUUAAUACCUCCGGCCUACAUCAAGAGUUUGGGAAAGGUUCAGUGAGAUUGAUUUCAAAGGCUUUUGAGGUUGAUGUUGGACUGUCAAAAAGAGGAUGCUAUAACUCCAGUCAGAGAAACCUUAGUAUAAUUCGAGCCUCGACUUCCCAGACUUCAUUGAUCGAUAUAGUUUCAUCCCCCUCACAUAACAAAUCCAAUGAUUCUCGGAAGAAAUCUGGUGAAGCAGCUCUGAUUUUGAUUAGGCAUGGCGAGUCAUUGUGGAACGAAAAGAACUUGUUCACAGGCUGUGUUGAUGUCCCUCUGACCAAGAAGGGUGUGGAAGAGGCAAUCGAAGCUGGCAAGAGAAUCAGCAACAUACCUAUCGACAUGAUCUAUACAUCUGCGCUGAUUCGUGCACAGAUGACUGCCAUGCUUGCCAUGACACAGCACCGUCGUAAGAAGGUGCCAGUUAUAAUGCAUAAUGAGAGUGAACAAGCUACGGCAUGGAGUCAGAUUUUUAGUGAGGACACAAAAAAGCAAUCCAUUCCUGUUGUAGCAGAUUGGCGGUUGAAUGAAAGAAUGUAUGGGGAAUUACAGGGUCUCAAUAAACAGGAAACAGCAGAUAGAUAUGGGAAGGAACAAGUUCAUGAGUGGCGUCGGAGUUAUGACGUACCCCCUCCUAAUGGCGAGAGUUUGGAAAUGUGUGCUCAAAGAGCUGUUGCUUAUUUCAAAGAUCAAAUUGAACCCCAACUUUUAGCUGGAAAGAAUGUGAUGAUUGCUGCCCAUGGGAAUUCAUUGAGAUCCAUAAUAAUGUAUCUUGACAAACUAACUUCUCAAGAGGUUAUUAGUUUAGAACUUUCAACUGGAAUACCCAUGCUUUACAUUUCCAAAGAGGGGAAAUUCAUUAGGAGGGGAAGUCCUGCCGGACCUGCUGAGGCUGGGGUUUAUGCCUACACCAAGAAAUUGGCUCUUUACAGGCAGAAGUUAGAUGAGAUGGUUCAUUAGUGCACAUUCUCUCUGCUUCUGCUUUUUCGGGGGAACCUCAUUUACUAGGUAGCCCACAAUUUAUUCUCAAGUAGGGAACCUCAUUUACAGGUUUUCUUCUGGUUAUAAAAUCUUGAAUAUGCUUGUGCACAUUCUCUCUGCUUCUGCUUUUUCAGGGGGCUUAUCUUUCAGUAGUGUACCGUUUGGUGUCAGCUUAUUUCAAGGUUUACGUAUAUACGAAAUAUAUUGUUAUUACAGCUCUCAAGCUCAGAGACCUGGCUACUUGUUUCUGUAUACUUUUUGUAUGUGUGUAGCAAGCAAAUUUAAUCAAGCUCAUGUGUUAUUAUUCAAUCUUCUCAGUUUGUAAUCAUGUAAUGAUAGAUUGAAAUAAGGGUACAUCUUUUUGGCCAUUUUAUUUGUUGGUUGGUUUUUUUUAUUAUUUUAUUCUUCAAGCAGCAAAUGAAUAAAGGAUGUUGAGUUACACUGUCAAGGA
Prunus avium (sweet cherry) is the source of this 1591-nucleotide messenger RNA. The record is from RefSeq and is a predicted model, not a curated record. NCBI's taxonomy places the organism in Eukaryota, Viridiplantae, Streptophyta, Magnoliopsida, Rosales, Rosaceae.